Molecule: messenger RNA, 3168 nt
Organism: Seminavis robusta
Lineage: Eukaryota; Bacillariophyta; Bacillariophyceae; Naviculales; Naviculaceae
Source: the annotation of a GenBank genome assembly
AUGGGGAAGCGUCGCUCGAAGAACAGUGCUGCGGAUGCAGAAACGCCCAGCAAAAGCGCCGCUCCACUUGCGGACCAGACAAAUGCUUUCUCCCCUGUGUUUGCAUCUCCGCCUCCAAAGAGAGGACUUCUCUCAUUGACAACACCAAAUUUCAAAAAGGGUGGUCUGUUCAAGUCUCCUGCCAAAGAAGUGCAAGCUCCAACACUGUCUGUUGGAUCACAGACGAUUAGUUUGAACAAAAAAUCAGUUGCCAUCCAAACGGAUCCGCUUCCCUGUCUGAGCUUUGAGAAUGAAGUCAUUGCAAGGGAUCCCAGUCAACAACUUCAACAACAAACUUUUGAUACCCUAUCUGCAUUGCAUUUGCAGCAAAAGAAUAAGGACUAUGUCCGGCUGUCAGCUCGACACGGGCAGCAAACCUAUUUCAAGAUACCAAACUCGCGCAUCCGUGCAAGCAAGGACCCAUCUCGACAAUCUUGUAAGAAGCUCAGCAGGCAAUCUACUCUCAUUUCGGGACUCUUUCAACGCCUAUUUGGAGCCAGUAUGCAGCAGAUUCUUCCAGCAAUCUUGACCAGCAUUGGCAAGCAGUUUCGUUUGGCAGUUCUUCCAAUUGAUGCCAGUGGCUUGACAAUUGUCCAAGCGGUGGCACUACGAGACCAUGUUCCAACCUCCACGAGGGGCCUGGAGAGGCUUGCUAAUGCCCUCUAUGACUGCUCUCCAUUCCUUGGGAAGCUGUUGUUCCCAAAGCAAUUACGGCGUCGAAUUUCUGAAUUCGAAAAAUGCACUCUGGAUGUUGAAUUGAGCUUUGAAGUGGUGCCGCUGGAGAUGAACGGAGAUGGUAAAAUGAAGCCAUGCAUCCAUGCCUGGGUAUCCAACCCUCCCAUUGUUCUUGAGGGUCUCACGAGGAGUGCUCUUGUUGCUGGAAAGUUCCAACAGUCAGAGACAGUUUCAUCACACAAGGGUGAAAUCCUCGUCGUUCAAGGGUGUGAUAAAGGAGGAAACGUGACACUCAGCUUGAUGCGAGUUGCUAAUAGAAUGGAUGGGAACGCUCCACAGUUUUGCUUUCCAUUGGCAUUCUACGAAGACGGGCGGGAGUCUUAUGCCAACCUAGCAAAGACCAUAUACGACGACUCCAAGACAGUUCAGCCUUUCAUUCAAGCUUUGCUUGAUGGCAAAUUUCAUAUGAUAACUGCCUCUGCAAGUCAAGGCACUGAUGUGAUCGAUGCUCAAUGUUUGCUUGUGCAGUUCAGCGGCUACUCAGUGUAUGAAAAGAGUCGGGCUUUCAUUCAAGAUACCUGCGGCCGAGUUCUUCCAGACGCGGACCACCGAGAACUUUUGGCUCAUGUUGAUGAAGCAAAGUCUCGAUCGCAGCCAGCAACCGUUUCAUUAGAUAGGGUACGAGCAAAUUGCUCUCUGGCGAUUCGACUUGUACGCUCAGACCCAGCAAAAACAGAAGGAGAUGACUCGUCUCUGGGGGCAUCAUAUGCAGGUAUCCUCCUCUACGAAACUACCCAGACGCAGCAGCGGACACUUGUGGCACGGCUCCAAUUCACGUCGACGCUUUCUGUUUCAUCGAAUGCUGAGGUUAUGCUUCGUUGUUAUGGAUGCCGGCCAUUUACUGCCGAUGACUUGAAGCUCAACAUAGCGGUGUCAGGCCAGGGAACAGCGGCAAGCAAGUAUCCUUGUCCUAUUUGUGUCGCUUCAAAGGAUCAGCUCAGCCUCUGUGUCCACAACCUUGCUGCCAUCCCUCCUCUCCGUGUCGGUGAGCACCACAACAGAAACCUGCACGCGAGAUUUUUGGAAGUGGCUGGUGGCAGAGCCAUGAAAGUUGCGACAGACUCAUCUGCGGCGUCAAUGGAAAUAAAAGACCUGGCAAAGAGUGUUGUUAACAGGCCUUUACUUCUUACGCCACCGCCCCAGAACACAGCUGGCUCUAUGCAUGUCUGUCAGGGUCUGAUGACCCAUUUGACGAGGAGGACUUUUCAACUUUUGGAGAAGAUCGAUCGGAGGUCAUUGUGGUAUUCCGAAUUAAAGAACGCUGUCCAAGAUGCAAGCAACACUACGGAAAUCAAGGAAAUGGUGAAAGAGAUGCAUCAAAGAGACCGGGCUAUCUACAAGCAACUGCAGAAUGCGACAAAGUGGCCCAAUGUCCCAUCCCAAGUUGAACGUGCUGGCAUUCUGCUGGCAGAGCGCGAACAACAUAGUGUGCAAACUGGAAUGGAGGCUUGGAGUAAGGUUCAAACGGCAGGAACGGAGCUCUCUUCAGCUGGGAACAAGUUCAUCAAAGAUUCAGGAUCGAAGCCAGAGGGUGUGGCAAGUUAUCUUCUUUACCAGUCGUUUUGUGUGGAUGGUGGUGUUCGAUUCAACGUUGAGCAUUCAGGUCUUGAGUUGACCAAUGCCAAUGGAAUAAAGGUUCUUUCCAACUACGAGACAAUUGCCAACCGAGUGGAACAAGCGUACAGUGAAGGCAAUGAAACGCAUCUUCGUGAAGAUGUAAAAGCUGUGAUGGCAAUGUGGCGACAACUCGCAGGUCUCUUGCUAGAGCUUUCGGCAAUUCUGAAGCGACAAUCAAAAUUAACAACAGAGGAGAUCGAACGUCUCAAGCAGUGUGCGAACGAAUACGGUCGUCAGUGGAUGGCCAUGAUUCCAGGAAAGGAUACUGUGUUCAACAAACUGCACACACUAAUCGCCCACUUGACAACCUUUGCUGAGACGCACGGAACCAUCGGUUUAGUGAAUGAAGAAAGCUUUGAGGCUACCCAUCCGCGAGCACAAACAAUCAGCAGUCACUUGCGAAGCAUGGUCUCAACUGAGGCCAAAGUACAGAAGACAGUUCAGCGCUUCUCCCUGGGGCUCAACACGGAAUAUGAAACAACACGGACAGCUCUGCAAGAUGGGAGAAAGACAGGUCGUCGGAAUCUGAGGAACGGCGAUACCUAUGCUCGUCGCACCAGAAAGCACGACGUCGCGCCAAUUCGCAACCAAACUCAAGACGGUCAGCUCCCUCCGGAAUUGGUCUAUGUUGACACGAAUAGGGCUGUUGUCAAGAAGGAGUGGUUAGACUAUUACAACUAUCUGGUUUGUGGACGUGUCCCCGCCUCUUGGAGGAAAGCCUUUGGAGAUGACGACGAGAUUGGCAACGUCUUUAAAGUCAAGUCUGAAUACGUCUAG